AGGUCCACAGCGUGCGCCUGUCUAAGCUCUAACCUCGAAAUUAUUUUAUAAACAUGUCAAUCACGCUGUAAAUGUGAUACUGAUUUGUAUUUGUGAUUACCAAAUAUAUAAUAUAAAAAAUAAGUGCACACAAUGGGAAAACGUAAAGGAAAGUGUGUUAAAAAGAAUACGCUAACAAAACAAUCUAUAGAGCCAGAGAAUUUAGUGAAAGCGCCGCAUUCAUUUGUUAUACAUCGUGGAAAAUGUUCGAAAGAUCUUAUGGAUUUGACGAAAGAUUUCAGGAAGAUAAUGGAACCAUUUACAGCAUCACAGCUCAAAGAAAGGAAAAAGAACACAAUAAAAGAUUUCUUAUCUAUAUCAGGAUAUCUACACGUGUCUCACAUGAUGGUGUUCACAGAGACUGAGUUGGGAUCCUAUAUGAGAUUAGCAAGGCUGCCCAGAGGACCAACUCUUACUUUCCGCAUACAUAAUUAUACUCUUUCGCGUGAUGUCAUAUCAGCUCUCCGGAAGCAGUAUGUUAUAUCGCGCGCAUUUCAAAACGCUCCACUAAUAGUACUCAACAGUUUCUCAGGAGAAGGGAUGCACAUGAAAUUGAUGGCUACAAUGUUCCAGAACAUGUUUCCUACGAUAAAUAUUACAACGGUUAAACUUAAAAACAUUAGACGCUGUGUGCUGAUGAACUACAAUCCAUCUACUAAAUUGAUAGAUUUUCGGCACUAUGUUAUCAGAGCGACGCCUGUCGGUCUUAAUAAGGGUACGAAAAAGAUGGUACAAGGCAAGAUACCUAAUCUCAAUCGCUGUAAAGACAUGUCGGAGUUUUUCGAUAAAGCGGCGUUACUGUCGGAGAGCGAGUUUGAAGAUGACGGCACUAACCAGGUGGAGCUCCCGCAGCGGCUGUGCGCGCGCGGGGCGGCGGCGCGCUCGCGCUCGGCGCUGCGCCUCGUGGAGCUCGGCCCGCGCAUCGCGCUGCAGCUCAUCAAGGUGGAAGACGGUCUAAUGGACGGUGAAGUUCUAUUCCACGAGCUUGUAGAGAAAACAGACGAAGAAAAAGCAUUAAUAAAGAAGAAGCGUGAAGAGAAAAGACGACUUAAAGAGAAGCGCAAGUCACAACAAGCUGAGAACGUGAAACGGAAGGAGAAAGAGAAGGAAGAUUUGAAGCAAAAGGCAUUAGAGGGAAUUAAAAAGAAGAAAGAGAUGACAGAGAAUCAAAGGCUAAUGGAGCUGGCGUCCGCGGAGAGCCAGGGGGCCGCCGGCGCCGAGCCGGACGAGGACGACGACGCCGACUACUACCGGCAGGAGGUCGGCGCCGAACCCGAGCAAGAUCUGUUCAGUCAAAAUCCGUCAAGAAAACGAAAAUCAGAUAACAGCGAAGGUGAACCGCGAGGCUUUAAAAAGAUGAGAUUAGACAAGAAGUUAAAAAAGAAGUACCAAAAGAACCAAGAAACUGGACAGUAUCAAGAUAAUAAGAAUAAGAGAAGGUUCCAGAAUAAAGAUGGUGGAAACUCCUAUAAUAAUAAAGACGAUAAUAGGAAAAAAUUCAACGACAAAGAUGGAAAAUUUAAAAACCAAAGAAGGAACAAUCAGGGCGGUAACCCCAAGAAAGUCUUUGGCGGCAAAUUUAAUAAAAAUAACAGAACAGGUGGUAAAAGCAGGCCAAACAAAGGGCAUGCAGGAAAAGGCAAAGGAAAAUCUAGAAAAUAGUAUUUAUACUAAACAUUGUUAUUGUAAGCUGUGUAAUAUACUUUUUAAAAUUAUAUGACAA
Messenger RNA from Vanessa atalanta (red admiral), 1762 nucleotides. RefSeq names its product protein Peter pan (gene ppan). The record is from RefSeq and is a predicted model, not a curated record. Gene Ontology annotation, cellular component: preribosome, large subunit precursor. The transcript is spliced from 11 exons. Bases 133 to 1701 code for a protein of 522 amino acids. Gene Ontology annotation, molecular function: rRNA binding. NCBI's taxonomy places the organism in Eukaryota, Metazoa, Arthropoda, Insecta, Lepidoptera, Nymphalidae. Gene Ontology annotation, biological process: rRNA processing; ribosomal large subunit assembly.